This is a messenger RNA of Alosa alosa (allis shad), 1985 nucleotides long. It is a transcript of the gene pcmtl, whose product is annotated as l-isoaspartyl protein carboxyl methyltransferase, like. Gene Ontology annotation, molecular function: protein-L-isoaspartate (D-aspartate) O-methyltransferase activity. Bases 342 to 1094 code for a protein of 250 amino acids. NCBI's taxonomy places the organism in Eukaryota, Metazoa, Chordata, Actinopteri, Clupeiformes, Clupeidae. Gene Ontology annotation, cellular component: cytoplasm. The record is from RefSeq and is a predicted model, not a curated record. Gene Ontology annotation, biological process: protein modification process. The transcript has 9 exons.
CAUUUGACCCACAGUUAGCUAGCUACUAGCAUUAGCUAUAGUAGGCAUUGUUAUUUAGUGAGACAGGCUUCCUUCAAAGUAUUUAUUAUAUGAACAUUACAGUCUGAUUUUGUUGGUAAAAUUAGGGAGGCGGCUUUGUAGUUACUGUAAAAAACAGCUGAGAACGCCAGUGUUGUUGCCCUCUUCUAACUGAAGGCUGGCUAGAAGCUAUCUAGAACUAGCUAAGUUUGUGAAGCUGUGUAUUUCUUUUUUACUUUUUCAGUCUUUGCCUGGAAGAAAAGGUAAAUGUUGAAGAUCCCUUGGUCAUCGGGGUACAUCACAGAGGUGACGGUGCGCAGGAGAUGCAAUCCGUGCUUCUGCGUCUGGCUGUAGUAGCGGUCCCUAUGGGUUUGCUACUUUCCAGAAGCAUGGCGUGGAUGUCCAGUGGCAAAACUCAUGUGGAACUCAUCAGUCGUUUGAGAGAUCAUGGGGUAAUCCGCAGCGAUCGUGUAUUUGAUGCCAUGGUUGCCACUGACCGAGGGAUAUACUCCAGAGAUUACCCCUAUGCAGAUUCUCCUCAGUCAAUAGGUUACAAGGCUACCAUCAGCGCACCGCAUAUGCAUGCCCAUGCUUUGGAAGUCCUUAGUGACAAGCUUACAGAUGGGGCCACUGCAUUAGAUGUUGGCUCUGGAAGUGGUUACCUCACUGCUUGCUUUGCCAGGAUGGUAGGGCCGACUGGGAAAGUUGUCGGGAUAGAUCACAUUGAUGAGCUGGUACAAAACUCUGUGAGAAAUGUUCAAGCGGAUGAUCCAGAGCUUCUUUCCUCUGGCCGGAUUAGGCUUUUAGUGGGUGAUGGGAGACUGGGCUUUCCAGAACAAGCCCCCUACGAUGCCAUUCACGUAGGAGCAGCAGCACCAACAAUUCCAAAGGCAUUGCUGGACCAGCUGAAGCCUGGUGGGAGACUCGUGCUACCCGUGGGGCCGGAAGGAGGGAGUCAGGUUUUGGAACAGUAUGAUCGCCAGACCGACGGGACCUUCCUCAAAAAGGCCCUCAUGGGGGUGGUGUACGUCCCACUUACAGACAAGAACCAUCAGUGGCCCAGUGGUGAGCUCUGACUGCGGUCUGGUUGCCCCUGAUAGGUGGCGCUGGUGCUGCAGCUCUGGGUGCCUGUAGGCCAGAAGGAAAGGCUUGACUCAUCCAGGCUCCGAGCGCUGCCUAGCAACACUCGCAAGCCCCCACCAGUCAGCUCUUGCGCUUGCAGCUCGUCAUCCCCCCUCUGUGCUCGCCGACCAUGACAGAAACACAAGGCUGUAGUGCCUGAUGUGAAGAUGAUAAUGUUGAUCGAGAUCAGAUAGUGAGUGAGCACUGUGAUGCUUUGCAGUUCCUUCCCUUUUAUGUUGGCAAGUUGAAAAGGUCUAACAUGUGGCUUUAAGGGAAACUAAUUUGGCUUCUGUUUUUAUGAGAUUCUUCAUUUAUUUUUUUUCUCAUGGAGGGGUGGGUUUCUACCACCUAAUAAACGCAAAUAUGUUUAGUGUAUGUGUUCAUAAAAUAGCACAUUGAUGGUCAACAAACAAAGAUGUCUAUUUGAUGAUAGGGCUGCAACAAUCAAUUGGUUGUCAACUAUAAAUUAAAGGCCAACAGUGACUGUAAUUGGUAAAUCGGUUAUCGAUCAUUUUUUAGGAAAGGAAAAUACCUAAUUUAUCUGGUUGCAACUUCUUAAACUUGAGUUUAUUAACCUGACCUACUCCUCUAUGACAGUAAACUAAAUAUAUUAAUCAAACAACUAAUUGAUUAAUUGAGAAUAUAAUCAACAGAUUACUCAACUAUGAAAAUAAACGUUAGUUGCAGCCCUAUUUCAUGAUGGUGUGAGACUGCUAGUCUACUUAAUUCAUUUGUAAGUGUUCAUUGUAAUGUUUUGUCCUGAAUGACUCUACAGACUGAAAAUUGGCUGUACUUAAGUUGCGUGUAUUUCAUAUUUAUAAAUAAAGUAACCGUAUCUCCAGUGA